Molecule: messenger RNA, 2058 nt
Organism: Malassezia vespertilionis
Lineage: Eukaryota; Fungi; Basidiomycota; Malasseziomycetes; Malasseziales; Malasseziaceae
Exons: 1
Coding region: 1-2058 (685 amino acids)
Source: RefSeq, a predicted model, not a curated record
AUGCAGUACCGCUUUAUCCCUGCGAUUGUCGCCGCCACCGGCAUGUUUGCCAGUGCGGCACCCGUUCAAAAGGCUGCCACCUCGGACUUUACGGCCCAGGCUCCAGCCGCUACGCGUGCUGGCGCACCUCUUUUGGUGCAUUGGCAGCCCGACACAAGCGGCUCGAACGAGUGGAAGAAGAUGGACAUUUCUUUGGUGUCUGUCGGCAAGGAUGGCAAGCACCAAGCCAAGAAGCUGGCUUCUGGCGUGGAUGGCACCAACCCGGACAAUGCCUUUUUCACUGCCACUGCGCCUGAGCACAUUACGGACUCUAACGAGUACGAAAUUCUGUUCACGCACGGCAAGUCGAAGGAGACUUCCCCCAAGUUCGUGAUUGAAAAGAAGGACAGCCAGUACAACCCAGAGGCUCUUCACAAGCGUCACUCGUCCAGCAGUGCUAGCACCACUGCACCCUAUGUUGGCUCUGGACUCAUGGAGGUGCUUACGGAUGCUCAAAACUCUGGCGACGCAUCGAGCAACGGUGCUAGUGUAUCGCAGACUGGCGACAGCUCCGAUGCUCAGAUGGGCCAGAGCAACAUGGGUCUCAACGGUGACUCUGGACUUGACAACGGUUCCGGACUUGAUGGCAGCUCUGGACUUGACAACGGCUCCGGACUUGAUGGCAGCUCCGGACUUGACAACGGCUCCGGACUUGACGGCAGCACUGGCAACUCUUUUGCCGACCCGCUUGCCCAGAUCCUCGGUGGACAGCUUAACGUGCAGGACGAAGCGCCUAACACGCAGAGCCAGCAGGGCAGCGGUCACCCCCCUACCUUUGUGCUGAACAUUGGUGGACAGCGCAUCCUGCCCAACGGCGAGGAUGGCAGUAGUUCGAGCACGACAGACCCUGCAUCUGGCGACCUUGUUUCGCAGAUCCUCAACGGUGGCCUUGACUCUGGUAGCAACGUCGACUCUGACUCCGGCUUAGGUUCUUCCAGCGACGACACGGUGCCUAGUGGAACGGACGACCUGGAGAGCCUUGAAAACGAUCGUUCGCACCGCAGCCGCAGCUCUUCUAGCAAACACCAUGCUACGAAGAAGCACCACUCAAAGCACUCGAAGCACUCGAAGCACUCGAAGCAUUCGAAGCAUCACAAGUCUUCUUCUGCUGCGACCACCAUCUCGAGUGGCAGCACCCUGCCGACUGGCACUGAUGCUGCAGUGAUUUCCACCGACAGCACUACGGCUAGCGACAGCACUGCCACCGACAGCGCCGCGGCGCCGUCCGGCACUGUUGUGCCGCUGCGUAAGCGUCACAACACGCAGGAGUGGUACUAUGACAACUACGGCCGUCAGGCAAACGCCGACUCGUCCAGCGGAUCCUCGUCUUCGAGCAGCUCCGCACAGGGCCGCUCGUCUCGCCCACAUGGCCACCACGCAAGCAGCACGGUAGAUGCGUCCUCUGCCCCUUCAGUGGCACCCCUUGUUGGUGUGCAUAGCGCCAGUGCGAGCAACGGUAGCGGCUCGCAGAGCUCGUCGGCGUCUGGCUCGCAAAGCUCGUCGGCGUCUGACUCGCAGAGUUCGUCGGCGUCUGGCUCGCAGAGCUCGUCGGCGCCGAACAGCACUGCUUCGUCGUCUGCUUCAUCGAGUGACGCAUCGGCGGUUCCUAGCGCCUCGUCGACUAGCUCUUCGAGCGCACCUACGAGCGCGCCAUCGACGUCGAGCUCUACGCGCACUCGUCACCGCGAGAGCAGUAUUCCGGCGUCGGAGCUGUAUGAUGCACUCUCCAACGACCUCAGCCCUGCUUCUAACCAGAUGGCGCGCUCCCGUGCUAACGCGCGUGCGACGCCAACUUCGUCUGAUGGCCGCAGGCUGUCUGGAUUGAGCAACUCUAACGGUGACAGCAGCCUUGGCAAUGAUCUCCAGGAAAUUCUCGCGCAGGGCAUGCUUGGCAACACUGGCCUUUCGCAGGACCAGAUCGAGAACUAUUUGAACAACCGCAACCGUAACGGCCGUGACUUUGGCUUGAUGUCUAUGAACGGCCACCGUGGCUACCAGAGCGUCUCGGUAGACUACUGA